AUGUUUGAACUUAUAUCCUUGCCUUAUAAAGAUCUUUCCCCUUAUAUUUCUGCCAAAACACUCUCUUAUCAUCAUGGUGCCCAUCAUAAAGGGUACGUUAAUGCUCUUAAUACCCUGAUAUAAGGCACAGAUUAUCAAGGUCAAUCUCUUGAAGAAAUUAUACUUUCAAAUUAGCAAAAAGCUGUUAAAAUAUUCAAUCAUGCAACACAGUUAUGGAAUCAUAAUUCCUAUUGGAUAAUCUUGACUGCAGCCUUUAAGAAAAAUUCACACAACCUUUAAACCAAUCGAAAAAUUGUUCAAAAAUUUUGUUGA
This is a messenger RNA of Paramecium tetraurelia, 312 nucleotides long. RefSeq lists its product as uncharacterized. Lineage: Eukaryota; Ciliophora; Oligohymenophorea; Peniculida; Parameciidae. Gene Ontology annotation, biological process: superoxide metabolic process. The record is from RefSeq and is a predicted model, not a curated record. The transcript has a single exon. Gene Ontology annotation, molecular function: metal ion binding; superoxide dismutase activity.